This is a messenger RNA of Manis javanica (Malayan pangolin), 621 nucleotides long. NCBI's taxonomy places the organism in Eukaryota, Metazoa, Chordata, Mammalia, Pholidota, Manidae. The record is from RefSeq and is a predicted model, not a curated record.
CAGGAGCCGGAACCCAGUGCCGGGGCUCGCGUUUCCGGCCGGCGGGAUCUAAGCCGUGCACUGCGCGCGCAGAGACCGCGCCGGCGGACUGGGGUCGCUAUGGCAACGCAGCAGCCGGGGAGGCCGCUCCGGACAGCCGCCGCAAUGCCGCCGCCUUCAGGGCAGGCCCUCACCGAGCUGCUGGUCCGCAAAGAGGAAGAGUGGAGAGCGCUGCGGGCCCACGGCUCCCGGCUGCAGGAGGCGGCUCUGCAGGACGCGCGCGGCCGGCUGCAGGAGGCGCAGGGGGAGCUGCGGCGCCUGCAGGAGGACUUCGUCUACAACCUGCAGGUGCUGGAGGAGCGGGACCGCGAGCUGGAGCGCUACGAUGCGGCAUUCGGCCUUGUCCGGGGGCAGGAGGAGGCCCAGCAGGCCGCGGUGAGCGAGCUCAAGAUCGAGGUGGCCAAGCUGAAGCAGGCGCUCGCCAGCGAGGCUGGGCAGCGGGAGGACCUGCAGCAGCUGUACCAGCGGCAGUUACGGCUGCACCGCCUGGAGCUGGAGCGGGUCCGCAGGCGGUCACUCGACCUCGCCAGCGUCCAAAGGCAGAAGUGGUGAAACAUCCAGCCUCACCCUCCCGGGCACCUG